Messenger RNA from Capsicum annuum, 1678 nucleotides. Its product is annotated as sesquiterpene synthase 14b-like. Gene Ontology annotation, molecular function: magnesium ion binding; terpene synthase activity. Gene Ontology annotation, biological process: diterpenoid biosynthetic process. NCBI's taxonomy places the organism in Eukaryota, Viridiplantae, Streptophyta, Magnoliopsida, Solanales, Solanaceae. The record is from RefSeq and is a predicted model, not a curated record.
GAAAUUAGUACCCAAGAAAAGCUUGAACUUGAAGAGUUGAAAGAAAAAGUGAGGAAAAUGCUAGUUGAAACACCAGAUAAUAGUACACAAAAACUUGUCUUGAUCGACGCAAUCCAGCGAUUGGGAGUGGCAUAUCAUUUCAAAAAUGAGAUCAAGACGUCCAUUCAGAACAUUUUUGAUGAGUCCGAAGAGAGUAACAAAGAUGAUGAUCUUUACGUUGUUGCUCUUCGUUUUCGACUAGUGAGACAACAAAGACAUUACAUGUCUUCUGAUGUGUUCGAAAAAUUCACCAAUCAUGAUGGAAAGUUCAAGGAAACUCUUACUAAAGAUGUUCAAGGAUUAUUAAGUUUAUAUGAAGCAGCACAACUACGAGUACACGGGGAAGAGAUUCUUGAAGAAGCUCUAUCGUUUACUAUCACUCAUCUCGAGUCCAUGAUCCCUAUAUUGAGCAACUUACUCAAGGACCAAGUUCGCGAAGCCUUAAGCGAGUCCAUUCAUACAAAUCUUCCAAGGAUGACAGCAAGAAAAUACAUAUGUAUUUAUGAGAACAUUAAUUCUCAUAAUAAGUUGCUUUUGAGAUUUGCAAAAUUGGAUUUUAACAUUGUGCAAAAGGUGCACCAAAAAGAGCUUGGGGAGCUUACAAGGUGGUGGAAAGAUCUGGAUUUUUCUGAGAAAUUUUCAUAUGCAAGAGAUAGAUUGGUGGAGUGUCACUUUUAUAGCGUAGGAGUAUACUUUGAGCCUAAAUAUAGUCGUGCAAGAGAAUUGUUGACAAAAGUACUCACCAUAUACACUAUUAUCGAUGACACCUAUGAUGCUUAUGCAACUUAUGACGAACUUGUGCCUUUCACUGAUGCAAUUGAUAGGUCAGGAUGCGACAUUAGUGCCAUGGAUUCAGUACCCCAUAGUUUGAGACAUACUUAUCAAGCCCUCGUAGACAUUAAUACUCAAAUUGAAGAAAGAUUGACCAAAGAAGGUACAUUGGACCAUCUCUACUAUGUAAAAUAUGAGAUGAAAAAGUUGGCUAGAGCUUUUUUCAAGGAAGCACAAUGGUUAAAUGCUGGCCAUAUUCCUAAAUGUGAGGAGUAUAUGAAGAAUGCAAAUGUAACUACUACAUGUAUGAUGGUUGCAACAACUUCCUUGAGUUUUAUGGAGGAACCUAUAGCCAAAGAGACUUUUGAAUGGUUGAUAAAUGAGCCUUUGAUUCUUCGAGCUUCAUCAGCAAUCAACAGAUUAAAGGGCGAUAUUAUUGGACAUGAUCUCGAACAACAAAGAAAGCAUAUAGCUUCAUUCAUCGAAUGCUACAUGAAAGAAUAUGGAGCUUCAAGGCAAGAGGCAAAUGCAGAGGUCGAGAAGAACCUCACUAAUGCGUGGAAGGACAUGAACACGGAAUUUCUCCAUUCUACUCAUGAAAUACCAAUGUUUGUCCUCGAACUAGUCAUAAAUAUUGCGCGCUCGGCAUAUAUUUUCAAAGAAAAUGAUUUUGCAACUGCCCAAAGGGAAUUUAAAGACAAGAUUACCUUGUUGUUUGUUGACCCUGUCAAUGUUUGAGGAUGAUCAAGUGUUUAAUUUGGAAUUACAUGUGUGUACUUUUAGUACUGAUCAGUGAAUCAAUGAUGGAGAAUGUGUUUGUUGAUUUGUGGUGAUGUUUGACAAUAAAUUGUCUUUAAUUAUCUAGGAA